CCGGAUAUUAUGCAUGCAACAUGGACAGCAGAUCGAGAAUGACAGAGAGCUCAACCCCUCUUAACGUCUUAUCGAGCUGAUGCUUUCAAAUCUGGGGCGGGGGCAUUAAAUUGCUCUCCAUUGGUGGGCCUUGGUUUGUACUGGUGCAUGCUUAGCCUUGGAGGUCCUAAAGACAGGCUCAGUCGUAGGUGAUGUCCACUAGCAAUGCAUGUCAGCAUGCAGAAAGCAAAGGAACGGAGGUACUCCCCACUGCGGAUGGGGAAAGGAGCUUUGUUCCCCUAUAAAUGCUCUUACCCGCGAGCCUUGUAAGAUGUCAAGCGAGACGAGUACACAGCGGCUUUUCGAGGAGUCAUCGACGGUCUCAUCUUCCUCAAGACGCCUGGCCAGUGCAUCGAGACCGACACCGCAAUUGACUCCUCAGCGGUUCCCUGAUCCGUUGAAAUCGCCCAUCUUCACGAGGCCGCGGGGUCGAUUUCUCUUGGACCAAAAGAGUGACGAAAGAUGCUUUGGCCCGACGGCUUUGGAGUCGCUAAUGCUCAACAUCAAGGAUGAGCUCUUGGAGAGCCCUGAUAUGGACAGAGGCACCGUGAAGGAAUGCGUGUUGCAGGCACAACGCAAGAUUGAUCUUCUAGUCGGCCAGGGAGAAGAGAUGCCCCUCGGGGAAAAGUCACCCCCUACGACGCCUCCCUUUGCCAUUUUAGAUGCAAUGAUUGAGCCAUACUUUACAACAGUCAAUGAACAUUUUCCCAUCUGGACAAAGAAAGGGUUUAUGCAAAUGGCGACUACCUUGCGGCAAUCAACACCGGCCCAAAGGGACCUGGCCUCGAUCAUCUGCUGCAACAACCUCAUCCUCAUGGCCAUGUCGGCAGACUCCCUCAGCUCCCACCAGCGAGAGUCAAUGCAACCCAAGCCGACGCGCAAGUCGUCGUCGAUCGACUUUGACCUCAUUGCGGGCUUUUUGACAAACGCAAAGCACGCGGUCAACAAUCUUGAUCAACUGGUCUCGCCCCACCUCAUCAAUGUGCAGGCACUCUUAUCUCUGCACAUAGUCGCGCAAAUGUACCUCUCUAUAAGCCUCUCUGAGACGUUAUUUGCUCUAGCCACCAGAUGUGCGAAGUCCAUCGGCCUUCAUCAAUGGCACUCCUUUCACGACCAACUCAGCCAUGAAAACAUCCAGGAAAGACAAAAUAUUUCAUACUGUUUAUACGUUCUUGACAAGGCCGUUUGCUGGACGGCUGGAUCGUCUCCCAGUAUACCAGUCUCCGAGGUCCAUUUCGACCCAUGCCUCUUGCCUUCUGAAAACGGUAUCCCAUCCGGCCUGGUUGCAAAGGCCGAUAUGGCUAGGAUCGAAGAGACCGUCUACUUGGAGAUAUAUGCUGUCCACGUGCAGGGGAGAAGUGAGGAUCAGGUUCGAGAAUUCGCUGCAACGAUUUCCUCAAGACUUCAAGAGUGCCUGACCGAGUCGGGAGUUGACAUGGAGAAGAUCCAAAAGUCUUCUGAGGGCUCCGCCCCGCAUCUCCAGUUGGCAAUCAGAUAUCUGUCUGUCCAACUGCUCCUCAUUUGGCCCCACAAGCACCAUCCCGAUCCGAUGUUUCAACGAGCCCUGGAGGUCGCUAGGAUGUGUUUGAAGCUGUUGUUACGCCUCUGGCAUUCCCCGCCGGAUCAAGGGAGUCAGGCUAUUUUCUCGUUUUUUCUCGCCUCACUUCCAUCACUAUAUCUUUAUGAAGUAUUGUCCUCCAUUCUCUGCGAAUUUGUGGAGAUGCUGCAGACCAUUACCGACUCACGCGCAGAGGCCUCAUACAAUCGACGGCUAUACCAGCUGUCCCUCAUUGUCACUGACAAGCCGACCUCGCAAGGCUCGACAAAUGCGUAUCUGAUGUCGGAGCUACUCUCGCCUCCAACAAGCGGUUAUACCUACAUGAAUUCAGAGGUUCCAGAAACCUUUGAUUCACGCUUCCAUGGUGCGGUUUUCCCAGAUCCAGAUAGUUCCUUUGCCUCCAUGAGCCCAAUCACUUCGACAAGCGGCGAGUUGGCUCGAGGCCCCGAGGAGUUUUUGCCGCAAUUGAGGAGCUACGCCAAGAUGGCUCCCGGGGACGAAAGCUUCAAUCCUCUGGCCAUGGAAGCCUUGGGAGACUCUGUUCAUUUUUGGAAGGAUGUCCACUAG
Messenger RNA from Aspergillus pseudotamarii, 2164 nucleotides. Its product is annotated as transcription factor sphG. Gene Ontology annotation, molecular function: DNA binding; zinc ion binding. The transcript is spliced from 7 exons. The record is from RefSeq and is a predicted model, not a curated record. Lineage: Eukaryota; Fungi; Ascomycota; Eurotiomycetes; Eurotiales; Aspergillaceae. Gene Ontology annotation, biological process: DNA-templated transcription. Bases 209 to 2164 code for a protein of 651 amino acids.